Molecule: messenger RNA, 1293 nt
Organism: Suillus plorans
Lineage: Eukaryota; Fungi; Basidiomycota; Agaricomycetes; Boletales; Suillaceae
Exons: 13
Coding region: 1-1293 (430 amino acids)
Source: RefSeq, a predicted model, not a curated record
AUGCCAGAUAUCAUGAAGUUCGUUCAAAUCGUCUACCUCACCAUCCUUGCUACUUCAACUGCCGCUUCCACUCCCACUAGGGCGAGGGCACCAUCGCCUCCUCAUGUAACUAUAGAGUGCCCAAGCUCAUCCCCGUGCCUCCCUCGAGCACGUCCAGACUGCCCGUUGGAGUCAUGGGCUUUCGAUUGGGGCGAUCAGUGUUGGCGGCACUAUCUGUUCUUCGCUGGGUGCACUGGUUUAGGUAUUUUCAUACUCGGAGCAUUGGCAGUAUGGGAACGGGUGACGUGGCAUGCCAUAUUUGAAAUUCAAUUUCUAAAUCAGGCCCAUGCAGUACUUAUUUUCGUCUACCUUGAGAAGUUAUGGACGGUUUCAGUUUCACCACCAAUGAGAAAGGCCUCAGAGAUGAACGUCUACUGUUAUAAUAUAAUGAAGCUCGUUCAAAUCGUUUACCUCGCCAUCCUUGCCGCUUUCAGUGCCGCUUCUAGUCCCACUAGGGUGAUGGUAGCAGUAUCUCCUUCUGCAAGCCUAGACUGCCCAACCAUGUGCAUCCCUGGAUUACGUCCGGGAUGCCCGUCAGAGUGCUGGCUUCACAAUUGGGGCAAUGAUUGCUGGCACAAGCACUCGCAUAGGCAAGUGCAGGUUCCUCCGUACCUACUAUUUAUUCGAGGUAUACACCUGGGCAUAGUCGUUUUCCAGGAGUCCGAAGUGUUGGUUUUGCGAGUACAUACGGACAAGUUCGAGCUACUGACACUCAGUCCGCUACACUACGAGUACGCGACUGAGGAACAUUUAGAACAAACAUCAAAUAACGGAAAAGUCAAGUCGUUGAACGAGAUGCACUCGAGGUUUAGGCCAUGGAUCCAGAAGAAUGUGCCAGUGCAGCGGACAGCGCUAUGUGACGAAGGAGGGCGCAGAUCUAUAUUUACCAUACAUGGCAUUAAAUACCCUCUCAAGGGCGGGAGCCUAUUCUAUGUAGCACCUGGGGGACCCUCUUGGGAUGAUGGGCUUUCAGCCUGGUUUCCCAUAGUAACAUGGAAACCGGGUCUGAAAGAUCGUGGGAACGUCUUCUCGGAAAUGGUGCCAAGGGAACGGGUGAGGUGGCAUGUCAUGAUAUUUGCAAUUGCCCAUGGGGCAGUACCCAUUUUCUUCCUUGAGAAAUUAUGGGCGGUCUCAGGGAAAUGCUGGAUUCCUGGCGCUUUCUGCUGGGUUACGACGACCCGCUGGCUUGGUUUAACUAUCACUGACUUGACACGCCUCAGGCGGCGGCCUGCACGCGGAUUGCCAAGGAGAUAG